This is a messenger RNA of Anisakis simplex (herring worm), 357 nucleotides long. NCBI's taxonomy places the organism in Eukaryota, Metazoa, Nematoda, Chromadorea, Rhabditida, Anisakidae. The record is from the annotation of a GenBank genome assembly.
AUGUGUUGUCAGCAGUCGUCAUCGUUGGUGCUUCAGACACUCAGGGCGAGUUUGGUUUUGCUUGCAAUUGCUAUCUGCUUAACAAGCCCUCCUGCACUGGCCAAUCAACUCUACAAACGCAACAACUGGAAUCAAGCUGUUGGUCUAUGGGGAAAACGCUCUGUACCACCACACUUUUUCGAUUUGACUCUGGAGAAACGACCAGAGAAUCAAUGGAAUAAGUUGAACUCUCUUUGGGGGAAAAGGUCGACCUGGGAGACUGCCAAUGGCCUCUGGGGGAAGAGAUCAUCAUGGCAAACUGCAAACGGCCUUUGGGGAAAACGAUCGCCGCACUUCGAAGAGCGGAAUAGCUACUAG